AUGACGACAUCACUUGACAAUCCAUCCGCAACUUCAAAUAUCUACAACAUGCCGGGAUCUCAGUUAGCGCCGCGCCAAGCAGAGAAAUCAUAUGAAGUUUUCACCAGCGUGUUCCACCUGGGAUCAAGCCCUGAACCGAUAUCGGCGUUGUAUAUACGUCUUAGCGGACACAAUCUCCGGCCUAAAAACCAACCAGUUGGCAACGAUGAAUGCUGGCGGUUUUGGGUCUCGAGCAUCCCGAACGAACAGAAUGAGGUAUCGACUAUCGCGGCACGAUCCCAAAUCACACCGUCCCAGAAUACAACGUCCAACGAUUCCGACCCAAGCACAGCAAACAACACAAACACAUCGAAGCAACUGAAUUCGCGACCUAGUAUAUCGGAAAAGAAAAGUACCCAGAUUAAUCUAGGUUAUGUGAGCUGUGGGCGCCUUGACGAGCUAAUGAAGAUCUGUUCCAACUUCCCGAUUUCUGCCGCCCCCAUGAAUGAAAGAGAUUGUUUUAUGGACUGGAUGGAACGCCUGAAAGCAGAUGACCGUUUCCAGGAUUGCGUUUACCAGUUUCCUAGCUCUAUUUCCGGGUAA
Messenger RNA from Periconia digitata, 582 nucleotides. The record is from the annotation of a GenBank genome assembly. Lineage: Eukaryota; Fungi; Ascomycota; Dothideomycetes; Pleosporales; Periconiaceae.